AUGGUCAUUGUUGAAAAAGACUGCUCAGACCUUCUGGUUUCCAUUUUGCCUGUGAUCCGAGACUGUUUGUCUUGCACAGAUACUUUUUGAGAAACUAUGCAUGAGUAUUACAAGCAGAAAGACGGAGCUGAUUUUUCUAAAACAGGGGCUCCAUCUCUCAAGUUUUUGAAGCAGUUUUAUCUCAAAGGUGACAAGUCGCUGUCCAAAAGCAUGUUCGGUGCUGCUGCCACAAAUGCUAAACUCUGUAAAGCAAGCCCAGACAUUUUCUCAGAGUUCGACAUUGGAAACAACAUUGAUGAAAUUCCACAAGAGUUUGUAAAAGAAGAUGAGAAGACGAAGAAGUGAGAAGAGCGCAUGAACGAGACUGGUAGUCCACAGGUUCACGGUGACGCAAUCAGACUUGCGAACAAGACUGUCUUCGAUAAAGGCGGCUCUUCAAUGCUGAGGGGCACUGCUACUAAAACAGGUGAAGAAAGAAAAGAGCAUUUCUCUUCACCACGCCGAAUUCUCAGCAGCAAUCAUGAAGAUGAGAAAGAUGCUGGCGAAGAUGUAGUCACUCACAGCAGAAUCGUGCAGAGAGAGUCUGGUGAGCGCAAACUCAAAAGCUACUAUUACGGACUCAGAAACAAAGACCUCUACUACUACAAGAAAGAGUCAGAUGAAAAGUAUACAGGAAUGUAUGCCCUCUAAAAUGUCUUUGUGAGAGAAGAAGAUCCAGAACCAUACUACGGCGAGAACUAAGUCUGAAGCAAUCCAUCGGAUACUACAGCAUCACGGCCUAUUACGACAUUAAGAACACCAUCGGCAAAGGCAAGUUUGGAAGGGUAAAACUGGUCUUUCACAAGAAGACCGACAAGAAGCCCUCCUUCAAGAUUCUUAAGAAGAAAAAGAUGGAUUCAGAAAACUUCAAACUGUACAAGCGAAAAAUCAAAAUCUUAAAGAUUUGCAAGAAUCCCAACAUCAUCUGAUUGCUUGAUGUCUUUGAGAACUUAGAAUACAUUUACAUUGUGAUAGAGUAUUUGAGUGAUGGACCGCUUCUGCAGUACUUCAAAGACAGAAAGUGCAAGCUCAAGGAGCUUAGAGUCAGAGAAAUCACCCACCAGGUCGCAGCAAGCCUGUUUUAUCUCAAGAGUUUCGGAAUUGCUCACAGAGACAUGAAAACUGACAACAUCAUCAUGGCCACCGAUGAUGAUAGCAGCUAG
This is a messenger RNA of Moneuplotes crassus, 1202 nucleotides long. NCBI's taxonomy places the organism in Eukaryota, Ciliophora, Spirotrichea, Euplotida, Euplotidae. The record is from the annotation of a GenBank genome assembly.